This is a messenger RNA of Eptesicus fuscus (big brown bat), 3141 nucleotides long. It is a transcript of the gene CNTN2, whose product is annotated as contactin 2. The coding region runs from base 16 to 3141 and encodes 1041 amino acids. Gene Ontology annotation, molecular function: protein binding. NCBI's taxonomy places the organism in Eukaryota, Metazoa, Chordata, Mammalia, Chiroptera, Vespertilionidae. The transcript has 22 exons. The record is from RefSeq and is a predicted model, not a curated record.
GGCCUGGACGCCGCCAUGGGGACACGCUCCGGGAGGAGGUCGCCGCCGCUGCUGCUGCUGCUGGCUGUGGCCCUCGUCGCCUCUCCAGCUGGGAGCUCGGCCCGGGGAUCCCCGGCCACCUUUGGGCCUGUCUUCGAAGACCAGCCGCUCAGUCUGCUGUUCCCAGAAGAGUCCACGGAGGAGAAGGUGACCUUGGCGUGCCGUGCCCGGGCCAGCCCUCCGGCCACCUACAGGUGGAAGAUGAACGGCACCGAGAUGAAGCUGGAGCCGGGCUCCCGCCACCAGCUGGUGGGCGGCAACCUGGUCAUCAUGAGCCCCACCAAGGCCCAGGACGCUGGCGUCUACCAGUGCCUGGCCUCCAACCCCGUGGGCACCGUGGUCAGCAGGGAGGCCGUCCUGCGCUUCGGCUUCCUGCAGGAAUUCUCCAAGGAGGAGCGGGACCCCGUGAAAACCCACGAGGGCUGGGGAGUGAUGCUGCCCUGUAACCCCCCUGCCCACUACCCAGGCCUGUCCUACCGCUGGCUCCUCAAUGAGUUCCCCAACUUCAUCCCGACGGACGGGCGGCACUUCGUGUCCCAGACCACGGGGAACCUGUACAUCGCCCGGACCAACGCCUCCGACCUGGGCAACUACUCCUGCCUGGCCACCAGCCACAUGGACUUCUCCACCAAGAGCGUCUUCAGCAAGUUUGCUCAGCUCAACCUGGCCGCUGAAGACCCCAGGCUCUUCGCGCCCAGCAUCAAGGCCCGCUUCCCAGCGGAGACGUACGCGCUGCUGGGGCAGCAGGUCACCCUGGAGUGCUUUGCCUUCGGGAACCCAGUCCCCAGGAUCAAGUGGCGCAAAGUGGAUGGCUCCUUGUCCCCGCAGUGGGCCACGGCCGAGCCCACCCUGCAGAUCCCCAGCGUCGGCUUCGAGGAUGAGGGCACUUACGAGUGUGAGGCGGAGAACUCCAAGGGCCGAGACAGCGUCCAGGGCCGCAUCAUCGUGCAGGCCCAGCCCGAGUGGCUCAAGGUGAUCUCGGAUAUGGAGGCCGACAUCGGGUCCAGCCUGCGUUGGGGCUGCGCGGCCGCCGGCAAGCCCCGGCCCACAGUGCGCUGGCUGCGGAAUGGGGAGCCUCUGGCCUCCCAGACCCGGGUGGAGGUGCUGGCCGGGGACCUGCGGUUCUCCAAGCUGAGCCUGGAGGACUCAGGCAUGUACCAGUGUGUGGCAGAGAACAAGCAUGGCACCAUCUACGCCAGCGCUGAGCUGGCCGUGCAAGCACUGGCCCCCGACUUCAGGCUGAAUCCCGUGAGGCGCCUGAUCCCUGCAGCCCGCGGGGGAGAGGUCAUGAUCCCCUGCCAGCCCCGGGCAGCCCCGAAGGCCGUGGUGCUCUGGAGCAAAGGCACUGAGAUCUUGGUCAACAGCAGCAGAGUGACAGUAACCCCGGACGGCACCUUGAUCCUAAGAAACAUCAGUCGGUCCGAUGAAGGCAAAUACACGUGCUUCGCUGAGAACUUCAUGGGCAAAGCCAACAGCACGGGCAUCCUGUCUGUGCGAGAUGCGACCAAGAUCACGCUGGCCCCCUCCAGUGCCGACAUCAACUUGGGCGACAACCUGACCCUGCAGUGCCAUGCCUCCCACGACCCCACCAUGGACCUCACCUUCAUCUGGGCCUUGGACGACUUCCCCAUCGACCCCGACAAGCCUGGGGGUCACUACCGGAGGGCCAGUGUGAAGGAGACGGUUGGAGACCUGACCAUCCUGAACGCCCAGCUGCGCCACGGCGGGAAGUACACCUGCACGGCCCAGACGGUGGUGGACAGCGCGUCCAAGGAGGCCACAGUCCUGGUCCGAGGUCCCCCGGGCCCCCCGGGAGGCAUGGUGGUAAGGGACAUCGGCGACACCACUGUCCAGCUCAGCUGGAGCCGUGGCUUUGACAACCACAGCCCCAUUGCCAAGUACACCCUGCAAGCUCGCACUCCGCCUGUGGGGAAGUGGAAGCAAGUUCGGACCAAUCCCGCCAACAUCGAGGGCAACGCGGAGACCGCCCAGGUGCUGGGCCUCACGCCCUGGAUGGACUAUGAGUUCCGGGUCAUAGCCAGCAACAUCCUGGGCACUGGGGAGCCCAGUGGGCCCUCCAGCAAAAUCCGGACCAAGGAAGCAGCCCCCUUCGUGGCACCCUCGGGGCUCAGCGGAGGUGGUGGAGCCCCUGGCGAGCUCAUUGUCAACUGGACGCCCAUGUCACGGGAGUACCAGAACGGAGACGGCUUCGGCUACCUGCUGUCCUUCCGCAGGCAGGGCAGCGCCGGCUGGCAGAGCGCGCGGGUGCCCGGCGCCGACGCCCAGUACUUCGUCUACAGCAACGAGAGCAUCCGGCCCUACACGCCCUUCGAGGUCAAGAUCCGCAGCUACAACCGCCGAGGGGAUGGGCCCGAGAGCCUCACUGCCCUCGUGUACUCGGCGGAGGAAGAGCCCAGGGUGGCCCCGACCAAGGUCUGGGCCAAGGGGGUCUCAGCCUCAGAGAUGAACGUGACCUGGGAAGCGGUGCCGCCGGACAUGAACGGGGUCCUCCUGGGCUACGAGAUCCGCUACUGGAAAGCUGGGGACAAAGAAGCAGCCGCUGACCGCGUGAGGACGGCAGGGCUGGACACCAGUGCCCGAGUCACUGACCUGCACCCCAACACCAAGUACCACGUGACCGUUCGGGCCUACAACCGGGCGGGCACUGGGCCUGCCAGCCCUUCUGCCAAUGCCACGACCAUGAAGCCCCCUCCGCGGCAACCCCCCGGCAACAUCUCCUGGACGUUCUCGAGCUCCAGUCUGAGCAUUAAGUGGGACCCUGUGGUCCCUCUCCGCAAUGAGUCUGCGGUCACCGGCUAUAAGAUGCUGUACCAGAAUGACCUACACCCGACUCCCACGCUCCACCUCACCAGCAAGAACUGGAUCGAAGUGGCCGUUCCCGAAGACAUCGGCUAUGCCCUGGUGCAGAUCCGGACCACGGGGCCUGGAGGGGACGGAACCCCGGCAGAAGUCCACAUCGUGAGGAAUGGAGACACAAGCAUGAUGGUGGAGAACUCGGCAGUCUGCCCGGCCCCGCGCCCCAGCACCAUCCUCUCCCACUCCGUGGCCAUGCUGGUCCUCAUAGGCCACCUGGAGCUCUGA